Suillus plorans is the source of this 1492-nucleotide messenger RNA. Its product is annotated as TLC domain-containing protein. Gene Ontology annotation, molecular function: sphingosine N-acyltransferase activity. Gene Ontology annotation, cellular component: membrane. Lineage: Eukaryota; Fungi; Basidiomycota; Agaricomycetes; Boletales; Suillaceae. The transcript has 5 exons. The record is from RefSeq and is a predicted model, not a curated record. Gene Ontology annotation, biological process: ceramide biosynthetic process. Bases 224 to 1312 code for a protein of 362 amino acids.
UUCAGUUUGAUUUCAUUCUCAAGUCUUUCAGGUCUUCACUAACACGGUCUAGGAUCAUUUCUCUAGCUUCGCAAGAGCUUUGCUAGUUUGUAGUCGCGUUUUCCGUUAUCAAACGUAAGACUUAACAAACAGGCACAAAACGCAUCAUCGCACGCUGCCCACCCUGUUCAUGAAAUUUUUGACGACCUUCUGCUGACUUGAACCUCUUCCGACGCGUCUACCGAUGAACGCCCAUCAUGCCGUUGAGUGGCUACCAUCUUACCUUGUUCCAUUCGUUUCGCUUUCAUACCCAACUCCUCCACCCGUCAACCCCGACUCAUUUCACCAUUCCGCAUACUACAAGACUGGCGUACUAGAUGGCUGCUUCAUAAUAACUUGCAUUGCUGUCAUGGCUGUUCUGCGCGACGUAGUCCGCAUCUUCGUAUUGGAGCCUUUCGCUAGGUGGAAACUCACCCGCGCUUGGAAGCGUUCUAAUUCCUGCCACGUACAACAGAACGGCAACAAAAAUGGCAUCACAAAUGGAAAUGGACAUGCUGGGCAUGCCAAUAAUGAUUCCAAGCCAAAAGGCGUAAUGUCUGCGCGCGAAUCUCGCAAAAUUCAUCGCAGCGUUCUGAGGUUCGCAGAGCAAGGCUGGUCGGCCAUCUACUACACACUCCAAUGGUUAUUUGGCUUUUAUGUUCACCGAAACCUUCCUACUCAAGCCUUAAAACCGACGGAGUUGUGGUUGAAUUACCCCCAUAGUCCCCUUGCUGGACCUCUGAAGCUUUACUAUCUCACCCAGACCGCCUUCUACCUCCAUCAAAUACUCAUUCUCAAUGCCGAGGCUCGCAGGAAAGAUCAUGUGCAAAUGAUGACUCACCAUGUCCUCACCAUUUUCCUCAUGGUCAUGAGCUACUUCUGCAAUUUCACCCGUAUCGGAUGCCUCAUCAUGGUAUUGAUGGACUGGAAUGAUAUCUUUCUCCCAAUCGCCAAAAUGUUUCGGUACAUUGGUUUAUAUACCCUUUGCGAUAUCACUUUCACUUGGUUUCUUUUAUCAUGGUUUGUGGCACGUCACGUUCUAUUCGUGAUUGUCAUAAAGUCGGCCUGGUUCGAUGGCCCGCGGUUGAUCUCUGUGGGCUGGGUGCCAGAAUUGGGAUAUUAUUACUCUGAGAGGACUUAUAAUACCUUUGUCUAUUUGCUGGUGGCACUACAGAUCAUCCAAAUCGUCUGGUUCUGGAUGAUUUGUCGCGUCGCAUGGCGCGUGAUCAGCGGUCAAGGUGCCUCGGACGACCGCAGCGAUGACGAAAGCGAGGAAGACAAGAAGAAUCAAUGAUUUAGUACGUUGGACGCAUGGGCGCGGUAUUCUGUCAUCGAUGAUUUAAUUGCUACACGUCAGCCUUUGCAUAUCUAGACAUUUCUGGACUCAACUACCAUACAAUUCAACAUUUUGGAUACUUUUCCUUGUGAUGACUAAGAGCGCAAUGAGGAGGCGAAUUGCCUUAUUCGGUUAUCA